This is a messenger RNA of Entrophospora candida, 1119 nucleotides long. The record is from the annotation of a GenBank genome assembly. NCBI's taxonomy places the organism in Eukaryota, Fungi, Glomeromycota, Glomeromycetes, Entrophosporales, Entrophosporaceae.
AUGGAUAUAUUUGGACUUUGUUUGCCAUUAGUUGACAUAACAGCAAAGCUUGCAAGAGACGCUUAUAAAACAGCUGAAGAUGCACGUUAUACCAAAAAAAUAUGUUUGAUCUUAGCAGACAGAUUAGAGAUAGGAUCGCGUGCUUUGUCUGAUUUAUAUAGGCACAGGGAUGAAAAGGACAAAGAAGAAAAAUUUAAAAGUAGUAAUUUCUAUAACAGCCUUCAAAGUUACGUAAAUGCGGCAACUGAAAUCAAAAGAUUUAUUGAUGAGGUUUCUAAAUUGAGUGGAGCAAUGAAAUAUAUUAAAUCAAGUUCUCAUAAAGGGAAAGUUAAUCAACUUGUAAAAAGGUAUGAUGAAGCUAUUGCUGAUUUAAAACUAGGAAUAAGUCUUGAUGAAUUUAAAGAAAUUCAUGAUUUACAAAAUACAAUGGAAACUGAAUUUGAGAAAAUUGAUAUGAAAUUAAUGAUAGAUACACUUGCAUCAAUGAGUAAUAGUCAUAAACAACCAAUUGAAAUUAAAUCACUUGAAAUUAAAUCAAUUGGUCAACAUGACUUAAGAGAUCCAGAUCCAGAGCAAGUAGUAAAACGUGGAAAAGUUUUUAAAAAAUUAUUGAAAGGUUAUGAACCAGUAGCAUGUAAGCCAUUUACAGAUGAAGAAUAUAAAGAAGAAGACUUUCCUUGGAAUCAAGAACCUUCAUUACGACCAAAUAUGCCUACUUUUCUUACUCAAUUAGCUACCUUAUACAGAAAUUAUUAUUAUUCACCACACAUUCUUCCUAAACCUAGAGUUAAUAGUUAUAGUAGCAGUAGUAUUGGCAAAGAAAUUACUCUUUUACGUGAUGAUGAUGAUCUUUCAUUAGAUACAUUGACUUUAGAUGAUGCUCCAAAAGUUGGUGAUCCUUUAAAGGCUUCAGAAUUUAUGAAAUAUAUGGAAAAGGCUGCCUUCCAUGAAAAUCAAGUUGCUUUGUAUAACAUGGGCGAUAUUUAUUACGAAGGGAAAUUAAAUUUACCAAGAAAUCAAAAACAGGCAAUAAUUUAUUAUAAAAAGGCUGCUUUGAAAGGUCAUGAAAAAUCAAUUAAGAAACUUCAAAGUUUAAAUAUAAGUAUCUAUGGUGAUUAA